This is a messenger RNA of Engraulis encrasicolus (European anchovy), 1401 nucleotides long. Its product is annotated as ras-related and estrogen-regulated growth inhibitor-like protein. The coding region runs from base 29 to 703 and encodes 224 amino acids. NCBI's taxonomy places the organism in Eukaryota, Metazoa, Chordata, Actinopteri, Clupeiformes, Engraulidae. The record is from RefSeq and is a predicted model, not a curated record. Gene Ontology annotation, molecular function: GTPase activity; GTP binding. The transcript has 4 exons.
ACCCAUACAACUACUACACGGCUUUCCAAUGGUUGUUCAGGUGAAUCAGAGAACGCGAAGCAACAGCAAGAUGAUGGAUGGACAUCACGGGCACCAACAAAGAAUAGAAGCAAAUAUAUUGUUGCUGGGAGCCGAAAACGUUGGGAAGUCUGCACUAACAGUGAGAUUUCUCACAAGAAGAUUCAUCGGAGAAUAUAGUGACAUCGAUUCCAUAUACAGCCACAGUGAUAAAAUUGACGGUCGUGAUAUCAGCUUCAACAUCUGGGAUUCAUCUAACACGCAGAAUGGAGACCACAGUCUCAUCACAGACAGACAGCUACAGUGGGCGGACGGCUUCAUCCUCGUCUACAGCAUCUGCGACCCCAACAGCUUCAACGUGGUGCGGCAACAAGUGCAGCAAAUCCGGCAGGCCAAGAGCAAACUGUCGGCGGCCACGGUGCCCAUCAUCAUCGUUGGCAACAAACGGGACCUCCAGCACCGACGCACAGUGUCCAGCGAGGAAGGUCGUCUGCUCGCUCUUUCCGCGGACUGUGGCUUCUUCGAGAUUUCGGCGGCGGAGACGUAUCACGGGGUGCUGCUGGUGUUCCACGAACUGCUGGACUUGGUACGGGAGGCGAGAGCCAUGAAAAAGGGCACGGACAAGGGGAUCCGGGGCAUUGUCAGGAGCAUGUCCGCGGUAUUCGGACGCAAGAGGACAGAGUGAGACUUUUACUGUCUGUGUUGUUGUGGGAGAGACACUUCCAAUCUCAGACAGCCGUGAGACAUGAACCACGGCGUUUUGUGGUGUCUUGGACGGCGAGAUCACCUACUAAGGACGAUGAUGUCUGAACCGAAAUGGCUCCCUGGCGAGACGGGGCAGACGUAUCGUGAAGCAGCCUUGGACACUGUGCCAAAACAGCCUCAUCAUCAGAUUGUUGUAGACAAGGUGAAAACCCCCGCUGUUAAACCAGUCUGGCGAGUACGGGGGUUUGCAGGAUUGUUAUUAGACAUCUUGCAUACAGUGGGGUCAAGAUGUAAGCAGGCCAACAGAACCUCAACUGAAACUGCUGCCCACAGACAGUCCUGCUGUGUUGUGUGCCAGAAAGUAUCACCAACGUGUCCAAGGACCAUGCCCAACGACCGUGCGUAAAAUAGCGGCUUUACGCAACACUUUUACGCACCUGGAAAAAAAAAGACUGGCGCAGUUCCCCUGUACCCAUCACUCAGGAUCCACCGUCACUACUGUUGCCCAGUUUUAGCCUCAACGAUAGCCUAAAUGUUCAUUUCCAUUAUGUAAACAUGGGCAAAUUCAGUGAACGUGAAUGUCCAGUAUGGUUAUGCACAGAUAGCCUAUUGGGCGUGCUUGGGUGGUUAAAGCUUAAUGAGUAAAUGAGUGGGUGGUAGGCCAAUUGCACCCUCUUC